CAGUUGGUGAGCUGAUUCUGGGUGCCGCACCACAUACAUAUCAAUAUGCGUAGGGAAUGCCAUUGGUGUCGGAUGAAAAUAGGAUUCACCGUCCAACGCCUCUACAACGUCUCCCUGCUGUCGGGCGCAGCUGGGGGUGUUUGAUGCAGAACGAGCUGACGAAUAAGACGAUGGCCUUUCAUGAGUCACGAGAUUUCAAAGCAGCGCACAGGCACAAGGCAAGAAAGAAGGCGGCCAGAAUGGAACCGUUCCGGAAGGGCUUCACCGCUGCUGUAAUCCCAGAGGACCCUGGUCAGUCCUUCACAUCGACUGCCCCUUUGGACCAUAUUCAUCAUCACCUCGACAGUGGAUUGGCUGCCGCCGUUGAAAUAAAUCGAAGCCAUUGGCUGGACCAAAGUGCAAGAAGAGGCACUCCUACUGCCAGACCGGACAACUGUGUGGGACCUGACAGCUGCGUCGGGCUAUGAGAGCACUCACCAGACCAGGGCAUCAUUGUAAGAUUCAACUACUCCUUCCCUUUCCCUCAGGUAGUGCACCUUUCUUCCUCCCUUCUUGUCAGAAGAUUCAGCCAUAAGAACCCACAAGAAUUGGAACUCAAACGUACCAUUAAAAACCCCUCAGUUUUCUGCUCUAUUCUCAUAUUCUCUCCCCUCUUCACUCUUUUCCAACCACAAACAAAUCAAUCACCACUUCAACUGUAUCAUAUCACUCUUCAGAGUAUACUACAGGCAUCCUUCAUCACCUCUCUGGCAGCAGCAUCACGGCAUAUCAAAUCAUACUUCUCAAAAUGCCGUCCUCCAAUUUCAGCAGCUCCUCUUCAUCCACCGCUGCCGGCGAGAAAUCUCGGAUUCCUCCCGACUACGAGUGGAAGUACCACAGCGGUCAUGAGUCCAGUCGCCUCUGUUCCUGCAAGACUUGCUCCUGUGGUGCUGCUGUCCCCUACGCCGGCGACCUCUGUGACGACUGCUCCAAGCCACACUAGGACAGAUGUGUUCUUUGGUUAAUUUUGGGAGGGCCGUCUUGGUGUCGGAUAGGUAGACUUUGUGGGAGGCCUGUUAUGUUUUGAGAUGGGUGUUGGUGUUCUUUCUGUGGACUCUGUGUCUGGAUUCAAGCAGCUGGUGCCUCUGAUAGGACCGGAGAAGGAGUUGCUUUAACAUGUUUUGCACCAUUCGUCCAAGCAAUGUACCUUUCCUCGGUUUCUUUCUCUCUGCUUUCCCCACGCCGGUACUUCAUUCCCGUCACGCCUCUCGGCCCUGGGACCACGAGGCCGGAUCCUAUUCUUAUAUCUCCACAACGAGCAGACGGUAACCCAUUAUCGCGACCGCUACUCCUAUACCAGUCCGGUCCUGUCCUCCCCGGAUUUCCAGAGACUUGACAUCGGCACCCAAACAACCUGUACUGGAUCUUUGCCAGCUCCUUCUCCUUUCGAGCCCCUUCUGCCCUGCGACACUUUGGGCGCUCAUCCUCCGCUCCUCUCCAGAACAGCACCUCCACCGCUCCUCUCCGGAACAUCACCUCCACCGCCUUGACAACCAUGUCCCAGUCAAGUCGUCAUGGAGUGCCACAACGAACUCGUUGCAGUCAACUUCCAAUGCCUGGUUUCGUCGGCAGAGGACUGGGUGCGUGUCGUGGGUACCCUCUGGCCUAGGAUCUCGUCAGUACUAUCCUUGGAACGAGGAUCUCAAACCAGCCAGAUUGUCCUCAUGAAAUCACUUUUCUGAAGAAAGGAGUAUUAUGGGUUGGCAACGAAGGUGUGGGUAAAAUUGAUGAUAUCGGUGAUGUAUAGAAGAGGGACAGAAAGGAAAAGGCUGUGGCCCAGGCUGCACCCUUGGAAUCAUUUUUCUGUAUCAAUACACAUUGUACCAUUCCAUAUUGAUCCAGUCCGUCUAGACAUGCCUAGUUUGUUGUGAGCGUUUACCAAUCCCCACCGGCCCCCGAAUAAUCAAUUCCAUUAUACGCCAAUGCAUAUGCACUUCCCUCUCCCUCGUCCUUGACCACGUGCGUGAGAGCAGCAUCCAUGAGCCUCUGCCUCACCUCCUCGUGCGUAUGAGCCCCAUAAACCAUCAUGAAAUACGCCGCCAACCUAGCAACAUGCGGAGCAGCCAUGCUCGUCCCGCUCAUCGCCGCACUGGCAUGAUUAUCUCCAAACCCAGCCGACAUGACGUCCACCCCGGGAGCAAAGAUAUCAACCCCCUUCCCAUAACUGGAAAACCCAGCUCUGGUACCAUUCUGGUCCGUGGCCACAACAGUAAUCGCAUCAGGACACAAAGCAG
This is a messenger RNA of Podospora pseudopauciseta, 2273 nucleotides long. RefSeq lists its product as uncharacterized. Bases 788 to 982 code for a protein of 64 amino acids. NCBI's taxonomy places the organism in Eukaryota, Fungi, Ascomycota, Sordariomycetes, Sordariales, Podosporaceae. The record is from RefSeq and is a predicted model, not a curated record. The transcript has 3 exons.